AUGGUGGAUAAAAGUCAAGAGGAAAAGAACAAAAGCGUUGAACCGUUCAAGACAUCUGGAGAAUUACGGGAAUUCAUAGGAUCAACUAACAUCGAGACUAUAUAUCAAGGUGCACUGUGGACGCAUUGGAAUUUACUUUAUAUUCCGCCAUCAACCGAGCAAACUGCCAAUGCAUCUAUUGAAAACAAAUUGAAAAUAUUUCGAGAGUAUCUCCAAACAUCCCCCGAAUGCUCUGAUCUAUUUCUAAUCAAUAGUACGAACAUUGCAGCAACGCGUGCGUCGGGAAAUUCGAUCAUAAAGCGAAUACUGACAAAUUACAUGAAGAUUAUAUAUCGUAAUCUCAAUGGAAGAAUACCGCUGUGUCAGGCAACGUUGAAAAUGUUGGUCGCGAUGAAUUCGCAUUCUUUAGCCAUGACACGCGAACUAACCGAGACCUUUCAUUUUGGGCACAAGUCUUUGGGAAGACUAUUAAACAUUAGAUUGGAGCGGGAAGACGGGAAACCUAGAAACAGAAUAGACGUUCGUACGCUGUAUGUUCGAUUUGUAUUGUCGUUCUUAAUAUAUGGAGAUGCGAAAGUCAAAAAAACCGUUCUUGAAUUAAGAAAUUUUUUUGUUGACGAAGUGUUACGAACAAUAUACGAUCGCGUAAUAUUAGAAACUGACCUUGAUAGAAAGACGAAAAUCAACUUUUUUACUGGCUCGGUCUUGGAACAUCUCCUCCGGCUUUUUGCAUGCCGCGAUUCUGCUCCUUCGGAUCCAUCACAUUGCAUUGCUGAUUUAGUUCAUAACUUUCUGCUGUCAUUAUGUUGUACGCCUGGAGUUGGCAUCUGCUUUCAAGAUUUGGGAUGGUAUCCUCAUGGCACUGUGGCGACUCGGACGAUUGAUGACGAAAAAGGAAAGAGCGCAAAAGUUUAUAAUAUUGUGCUAUCAAAGUUUAUAACAAAAUUGAAGCCAAUUGAGGAUUUGAGGCAGCAAGACUUGUUGUUAAGGAUAUUGGAAGCUUGCCCGGAGUUGGUUCAUGUGUUUUGGCAAUCCACAAAACUUGCUUUCGAGCCACGUCUUUCUUUCACUUGGCUUAGUACCAUGUCCUUACUUCAAAAAAUAGUUCUUCUCCCUAUUCCUUCUCUCAAAUUACCGAAUGCACGGACAUAUCUACCAAAUCCACCACCUUGCAGUACAAUUAUUGAAAGCAUUUUGCCAUCAGCUGUAAAUCGCAUAGCAAUCAGCAAAGGCCUGCAACAUAGCAGUCUUCUCGUAAGGUUCACAACUGCCAUUUCUCUUGGAUUUUCGUUUCAAAAGCUUGACAACAUAACUCUUCGGUUCGGAGAGAUUGCCGCAAGCAUAGAAAUCAUCGAUCCUGUAAAUGCGAAAAGAUGGAACGAUAUACCCAAUUCCAUGGCAGAAGAAAUGAGAAGACGCGUGCCUGAUGUUCAGGUACUGUUAAAGCUACAUCAUGAUAUUCUAGCUGCUGAGAAUCUACAAAAGGGACCAGACGAUGAAGAAACGAUGAGGAAUAAGUUUAUGCGUGAGGCAGUGCUACGAUUAAUCAAGUUUUAUCAAAAGUAUAUGCCAGACUCGCUGUUUCAGUCCAAGUUUGAUAUCGGCAGAUUAAUUCCCGCAGAUUUUAAUAGAGUGGCAGUUGGCUUGGUUCUUCAUUUGCUUGAUUUGCUAUUUGCCACUGAUGGAUUUCCCUGGUGGAAUAAAAACGAAUCCGACUUUUCCCAUUUAAUCUCGCUCAUAAAUCUAUACAUUUCAACACCAUACCCGCAGAUUAAAGAGAAAACAGCAGAAGUUCUUCGAUACUUUAUGACCGAGCCUAUUCUUUUCCAGCAUGAUCCAAAUGAAUCAGAGAUAUUUCUCAACACUAUUCAGCAGACACUCUCCCGCAGAAAAGCAAAAUCGGACAAGAUCGAACUUCUCAAAUUUUUAGACAGUCGCAUUUUACAAUAUCGUAAUUAUCCUUACAAAGAUAUUGACCGAACAGUCAAGUUAGCCAAAAAAGUAAAAGACAAUUUGGUAAACACGAGCACUAUGGACAUUGAUGAGAACGAAAGCAAGGAGCUGGUAGAAAUUGCAAGGCAAAAAUUAUCUGUUCGUUAUAAUAUGGAAGAGGACGAGUUUGAGUAUCCAUUCAGUCCGUUAUUAAUCACUAUUGUUGACUACAAUCACCAGACGACAAACCCAACCUCUGUCGUUUCGGAAUUUAUAUCAAAUUUGAUAAGGAAUAUUCGCGGGUCCGGACGUCAACGCGACAAAAUUUCUGCGGGUCCAUUAUCGAUAUCUGAAUUGCAUAGGAAGAGGAUAGUAUCUGAAAAUAGCAUAAGCAGUUUUCUGGACACUUGGAAGACGCAGCCAUCAGAAAAUCUUGAUAGAGUCCUGCUUCUAUUCAUCAAGGAUCAUUUACCAGAGGGUCUUGAAGAUCCGACUGAAGACUUGUCGCUGACCAGUAUCUUAUCGGUUGAGAAAAGAUUUUACGCUACAAUACCUGAGGACAUUAAUGAUGACGUCUUUUAUCAUCUAAUUAGAAAUAUGAACGAUACACGUACUAGCAUAUUACGCUUUCUGAUGCUAUGCAAACAUCAAUUUCGAAAAUUGUUUGAACAUUGUAUCCGGAACGAACCUUUGAACCUACGUAAUAUGUCUACCGAGAAUUUAGUUUCACUGAUUGAUGCUUACUUGAGCACUGUGGCCAUCAGAUCGAAUGAACGUGCAAGGUGGUUCGAGGAGUCAGUAACUGAUGAUGAUAGAAAUGCAGUGUCUUUCAUAGGGAAAAUGUAUGGGAAAAGACUGCUUGCAGGCAUGCAGGUGUCUUUGAACUCUCAGAGCUCGUCAUUAGUAACUCUUGUAUUCUGUACGUUACUCGAUCUGGAACCUAUAGUGUUAUCGAAACGAGUAACCAAAGAUUUAAUACAUGGGGACGUACCCUCCGUAUUUGGUCUAGAUUACUUGACUAUAUGUGACCAUUUCUUCAAAUACUAUGGUGACAGUGUGUCGGGCAAACAGCGAAAAGACUUUAUCACCGCAUGUUUUCAUAAUGUCGCUUUGUUAUUAGAAAAUAACGCCUUGGAUUCUAUGCCAAUCAAGACAUUUGAUUUGAUAUUUCAGAAAUUAGAAAGCAUAUUGAAAAAGGUUAUACCGCUGGCGGAUGUACUGGAAGCUAACACAGUUGGAGAGUUUUUAUUUGUCGCUAUCGACAAAAAGAUUGCAUUCUCGUCUGUCAUAAAGUGUAUAACUUCACUAAUAUCUACCGCGUAUAGUCAACCAUCAUUCAUAGGUCCGCCACAGAACAAGAUCUUAGAUGCUAUCUUAACUCACUCCCAGUUUACCACUCUCACUUAUCCGCCAAUGCUUUCCUCCAAAUCAUCAUACUUGCAAACACGUUCAAUUCGUCUUGCGCUCUGUCACCUGAUACAUAGGCUGUACGAUCUUUUUCCAUCUAUCUGUUACAGGCAAGCCUACCUGCCAUUUCUUAUCGAGAUAUAUGGGGCAACAACAGCCGAUUCGGAUCGACUACUUCUUGACAUCUUUAUAAAGUAUGAAAAAAUCACCAAGGUCUCUGUAAUUAUGUAUUUAAUGACAUGGGGACCUGGAUCAAGCAAAUUAGUAACCAAGAAAAGAUUAAUGGGAGAGAACGUUGUGGUUGAAUCUAUGGGAUUGCUGGAUUCGAUGGCAUUGAUGCAGAGUUAUACUCACUUUAAAAUUGACGAUGGGCUGGAAGUGGCAGUCGAGAAUAGCUUAAUCGAGGAGAGGAUUGAGGAGAGUGAGGAAAGAAUAAAAAUGAGAACAGCACCUGCAUGCGAUUUGUCAUUUAUGUUGACUUUAUUUGCUAACCUGAUGUCAUAUGGGGGGAUGAUUGAUUGUCGGAGAUUUAUUGAAGUCAAUGCAUUGGGAUUGGUGAUAGUAUCGCUUUCUUCCAACCGAGACAAUGUUCGUCGCGCAGCUUAUUAUCUAUUAGACGAGUUCUACGUACUGCUCGAGCGGGCGAUAUUCAGAGAGAAGAAACAGAUAUUACUGCUUCUUAAUUCUCUUAAGAAUGCAAUAACUGAAAGAGAGUCGAUUGAGUCUCCCCAGCGUAUUCCGACAAUAAUCACAGUGUUUGUCGCGCAUUCGUUGACUAUAUUUUUGAAUCCGGCCCAUUCCAUGUAUCCUCAAAUAAACAAGUUUUUGCUCCAAAGACCAAUUAUUGACCUAGCGGAUGUGCCCAUGUUCUAUCAAUUAAUGUAUAGCUCGUCAUCCAAUUCUCAAAAAGACAGAGUGUGGAUAUUAAGACUUUUGUCGGCCGGGCUGAAAAGUUUUUCGGAUUAUAAGUUAUUUAAACGAAGGUAUGUCUGGGAUAUCAUCAGUGGAUAUUAUAUUUCUCGAGUAUCUGACAAUGUAACGCGCAAGAUUAUAAACGAGAUUAUUUUCCAAGCCGCAUCUAUACCAAAUGUGAUUAAUGAUAUGAUAAUUAAAAAUGGACUCUUGGCUUGGAUCCAUAGCUUAUGUAUAUCAACAACAUUAUCACCGGAUAAUCAAUUCUGUUUUGUUGGCCCAAGAAUACUUUUACGAGUAUUACAGGGUUGCGAGAAAACAAAUUCCCGUUGGCUAGAAGGCAUCUGGUCCAACCAGGCUAUGUGUAUUGCUACGGACAUGUUACAUCUUCUAGAUGGGUUUAAUGUCACAACGUCAACAUCCUUGUGGACGCUCAACAUGCUCAAGGCUAUUCUUCACGUAUUUCACUAUCUUACGUUAACAUCGUCGCCAACUGCGCUCACGUAUAAUACACAUCAAUUUACCGUCACUUUUAGGAUUCUAGAAAAGUGCGAGCUAUAUCUUGACCCUUGCUUAAAGGCUUUUCGUAGUGUAACAAAAGUGGCUUAUCAGCAUCCGUUUGCGGAUGACAACUUGGAUCAGUUGUACGUAAUGAACGACGAUGGUUUAUAUAUAUACAAGGAACUCGUUAGGAUAGUUUUUGAAAUGGUUGUUAAUUGCGAGAAAUUGGAAGGAGAUGCGUUUAAGAAAGUUACGGCACGCGCAUUAGCAAUAGGUGUUUCCAAUGAAGCAAGAAGCUGGGUGAUUGAAUGCUUAGGAUUUGGGGAAUAA
This is a messenger RNA of Paraglomus brasilianum, 5082 nucleotides long. The record is from the annotation of a GenBank genome assembly. Lineage: Eukaryota; Fungi; Glomeromycota; Glomeromycetes; Paraglomerales; Paraglomeraceae.